UCGGGGAGAGCAGAAGAAAGCAUGGAACAAGAAGGAGAAGGAGGAGAAGACACGAACAAGAAGGAGAAGCAGAAGCAGUUAGUGGGAGAUGCAAAAGCAGCACAAGUAGCAGUGGCAGUGAAGUGUCCAAGGUGUGAUUCCAUGAACACCAAAUUCUGUUACUACAACAACUACAGCUUGUCGCAGCCUCGCUACUUCUGCAAAGCUUGCAAAAGGUACUGGACCCAUGGCGGAGCCUUGAGGAACGUUCCCGUUGGUGGCGGUUCUCGCAAGCCCAAGCGUGCCAAGCUUGCUGGUAAUCAUUUCUCAGAAGCUACGGUUGUGGGGGUUCCUGCUCCUUCUUCUGUUUCUUCUGUCACUCCAUUUUUCCAAAGUGGUGCUGGUGGGUUUCUGUCUUCUUCGUCUCUUGGUGGUUCUGGUUUUAACAAUGUGGAUUCCCAUAAUUUCUUUGAUCAAAUGAUGAUGGGCGGUGCAGAUGAACAACAAGGAUUCAUGAUGAAUGAGAAUAGGGCCCUUCCUCUCAUGAACCCUGAUGGAUCUAUGUGGAGUACUUUGAUGACCACCACCACUCACAUCAACAAUAACAAUUCAAGUGGUGCUUCAUCUUCUGCUUCUUCUGCUUCUGAUGCUGCUGCUGCUUUGAUGCUGAAUCAGUGGCCUAGCACUGUCACAGGGUUUCCCCCUCCUCCUCCAUCGUCUUUUUGAGCUCUAUCUCCAUGACUAGCUUUAUUUGUUUCUUGUUUAAUUUCGGUUUUAACAACCGUUUUUAGC
Molecule: messenger RNA, 771 nt
Organism: Arachis stenosperma
Lineage: Eukaryota; Viridiplantae; Streptophyta; Magnoliopsida; Fabales; Fabaceae
Product: dof zinc finger protein 5-like
Exons: 1
Coding region: 22-705 (227 amino acids)
Biological process (GO): regulation of DNA-templated transcription
Molecular function (GO): DNA-binding transcription factor activity; DNA binding
Source: RefSeq, a predicted model, not a curated record